AUGGGUUUCCAAAUUGAUCCAGCCUUCAUCCAAGCCAUCGAGCACCGUCCCAAGCCCACCAUCUCCGACGCCGGCAACAUCCCUCUCGUCGACUUAUCCCCUCUCCUCCAUCACCAGAUCCGUCAGAUCCUCCUCAGCCGGUUUGAGGUGGUGGCGAGGGAGUUCUUCGCAUUGCUGGCAAAGGAGAAGAAGAAGGUGAAGAAGAGGGAGGUGAAUCCAAUGGGGUAUUACGAUGUCGAGCACACAAAGAGUGUUAGGGAUUGGAGGGAGAUGUUUGGUUUCUCACUAACUGAAUGGGAGACCGAGUUGCUCCGGUUGGAGAAUCAGUGGCCGAAGAGCCCACCAAAGAUGAGUUACAUCAUCAGUGAGGUUGGAAGACAUUGA
Dioscorea cayenensis subsp. rotundata (Guinea yam) is the source of this 384-nucleotide messenger RNA. RefSeq lists its product as uncharacterized. The record is from RefSeq and is a predicted model, not a curated record. Lineage: Eukaryota; Viridiplantae; Streptophyta; Magnoliopsida; Dioscoreales; Dioscoreaceae. The transcript has 3 exons. Bases 1 to 384 code for a protein of 127 amino acids.